Molecule: messenger RNA, 1583 nt
Organism: Lepisosteus oculatus (spotted gar)
Lineage: Eukaryota; Metazoa; Chordata; Actinopteri; Semionotiformes; Lepisosteidae
Gene: dtwd1
Product: DTW domain containing 1
Biological process (GO): tRNA modification
Cellular component (GO): nucleus
Molecular function (GO): tRNA-uridine aminocarboxypropyltransferase activity
Source: RefSeq, a predicted model, not a curated record
UAAAGUGCCAACGCCGAAAUUGGAUACAGGGAAACAUUUCCGGUGUCUGAUUAUUAUUAUUUUUUUAUCACAAAGCAUAAGUGUUGUUUUAUCGUUAUCGUUUUUAAUUAAUGGGUAGGGUUUCUCUUUACGGUCCUUUAGUUAUCAUUAGGAAACAAACUAAUACAAUACACGUGACCUCCGGGUACCGAUGUAGUUUAAUUUUAAAUUCGUGAAUUAGGUCAAAGAUGACUGCACUGCUUCUCGUAGUUUCAAAAACGGAGUUAUUUAAUUGUGAACUUUGAGCACACCCUUAAAGAGAACAUAGGAGAGUUUUCGCUGAGAAACGUGUGUUUCAGGUUUAAUACCAACUCUAAAAUAGUACAGUCGUUUUUACAGGAGGUAUAUGAGAUAUUUCGUGCGUUACACACAGAAAGUCCGUCUGUGGAUGCACAUUUAGUAUUCCCUAUGUGGUGCUGCAUAUUUUAGGAAAAGCUACAGCGGAAUAUUUAGAAUUUCACAAAAUGUCCGCACAUUCUGCGGCUGACUGGCCGAAACCAGAACAUACGUUUGUGUGUCCAGGGAAACCGAUUUCGGACUCUCCAGACAACCCGAGGUCGCCGAGAGCCCCGAGUGGCGCAGCCGGGGAAGAGCCGGGGACAGAACCUUUCGGGGAUUUGAAACGGGCACCUCACGACGUCCUGGAGAGAGCGCAGCGGGCCGGGAGGCUGAAAUGUUGCAAAUGCAGGGGGUCAAGGAUGUUCUACUGUUACACAUGCUUCUCUUUAGUAGGUGUAAACCCGGAGGAAAUACCCCAGAUCAAGCUUCCUUUGAAGGUCGACAUAAUCAAGCACCCCAAUGAAACCGAUGGCAAAAGUACAGCUGUGCACGCCAAGCUUCUAGCACCAGAUGAUGUCACCGUUUAUACCUACCCUUGCAUUCCCGAGUAUGAAGACAACAAGCAUCAGGUUGCCUUAGUUUUCCCAGGCCCAGGAUCUGUAACGAUUGAAGAAAUGAUGGGCCAGCUUUCCAAACUGGUGGUUAAGAAAUCUCGGUAUCCUCUGGAACACAACCGCUCCUCGGAACAGCCCCCACAGAAGCGACUGAAGGGUGAAGGAAAUUCGGAAGACGGAGAGUCUUCUGCGAGCACACCCACAGAGCCGGAGGAAACUAGCACCUUGAAAAGAGUGGUGUUUAUUGACAGCACCUGGAAUCAGACUAAUAAAAUAAUCACAGAUGAACGGCUUCAAGCUUUGCUUCAGGUUGAACUGAAAACGAGGAAGACCUGUUUUUGGCGUCACCAGAAGGGAACUCCAGACACUUAUCUCUCUACGAUAGAAGCCAUAUACUACUUCAUGAAAGACUAUCAUGUUCGGUGUUUAUCACAGCAGUACCAGGGGCAGUACGACAAUCUUCUUUUCUUCUUCUCAUUCUUGUACAAACUGAUCAGCAAAGCCAAACACAGUUCUGGGAAGCUGUGAUCUAGGAGCUCGAAUGGCAUCAAGCUGUCCCUCACACGAGUAAAUUGCGAGAGCUAUACACUGACAUAUGGUAUUUCAUAUCCUUAUUGCUUUUAUUUUAAAUUAAAACUGAUACAUUGCAUU